CCGAGCGCAUCAGUAUUACGUAGACUCUAGCCGCGAAAGGAACCAGAACCAGCAUGACGAACUCCAACUCCAUGGAUUGUGAGACCUGCUAUUAUGUGGAUAUUAGCAAGUCGUGGCUCAGCCAGACCCAAGGCUAUACGGACUACAGCUAUGGCUAUGGUCAGAGCUAUAAUCAAGGAUACAUUGAAAUGGAUGCCAAUUGGUCGUCGUCCAACGAUACAGACGAGCUGGAACAGCACAGGUCGUCCCCCGCCAGGCAGGAAGAGCCAGUCCGAAAGUCCAGUCCCAAGCCCAGGGCAGCCACCUCGCAGCGCAAGGAGCGCACGGCAUUCACCAAGUCGCAGCUCAAGGAGUUGGAGAGCGAAUUCUGCUUCUCAAACUACCUGACGCGCCUGAGACGGUACGAGAUCGCUGUGGCCCUAGAACUGACGGAGCGGCAGGUGAAAGUCUGGUUCCAGAAUCGUCGCAUGAAGUGCAAACGCAUCAAGCUGGAGGGAGCAGGAGGAGGAGCUAUAGGAGCCACCAAGACGCACUGCUAGUUUGUACAGGGACAUAUUUUUAACACAACUUCUCUUACAAAUGUUCGCUUACUAAGUAAUUAGAGUAAAAUGUAGUUUACGAUU
Molecule: messenger RNA, 623 nt
Organism: Drosophila guanche
Lineage: Eukaryota; Metazoa; Arthropoda; Insecta; Diptera; Drosophilidae
Gene: btn
Product: homeobox protein MOX-1
Exons: 1
Coding region: 54-539 (161 amino acids)
Biological process (GO): regulation of DNA-templated transcription
Molecular function (GO): DNA-binding transcription factor activity, RNA polymerase II-specific; DNA binding
Source: RefSeq, a predicted model, not a curated record